Messenger RNA from Chondrus crispus (carragheen), 1995 nucleotides. Its product is annotated as acetyl-CoA synthetase. The transcript is spliced from 3 exons. Lineage: Eukaryota; Rhodophyta; Florideophyceae; Gigartinales; Gigartinaceae. The record is from RefSeq and is a predicted model, not a curated record. Gene Ontology annotation, molecular function: acetyl-CoA synthetase activity; AMP binding. The coding region runs from base 1 to 1995 and encodes 664 amino acids.
AUGGCCCCCACCGCCUGCGCACCGCUCCCGGCACAGCCCGUCCCGCCCCCCGUCCCGCCGCACGAACCGCACCUCCCCUCCCUCGCCGCGUACCACGCCCUCUACGCGCGCUCCAUCGCGGACCCUUCCGCCUUCUGGCGCGACAUUGCCGACGAGUUCACGUGGCACUCGAAGUCCAACUUUGACCCCGCCGCGGGCCCGGUGCACGUGUCCUUCCUGCCGGACCGCCGCACCAACGUCGCGUACAACGCGCUGGACCGCUGGAUCUCCGCCGGGCACGGCGCGCGCGUCGCCUUCUACGCCGAGGGCAACGAGCCCGGCCGCCGCCGCGUCGUCACGUACGCAGACCUCGCCGACUCGGUCGCGCGCAUGGGCAACGUGCUGCGCGCGCGCGGCGUGCGCAAGGGCGACGUCGUAGUCCUAUACAUGCCCAUGGUCCCGGAGCUGCCGGCCGCCAUGCUGGCGUGCGCGCGCAUCGGCGCCGUGCACUCGGUCGUGUUCGGCGGCUUCUCGUCCGAGGCGCUCGCGGGGAGGAUCGUUGACUCGAAGGCCAACGUCGUCGUCGUUACGGAGGCGAUCGGGCGCGGGAAGAAACAGAUCCAGCUCAAGGCCAUUGCUGACCGCGCGCUUGAGAUCGCGGAGGCGGCCGGCCAUCGCGUGGAGCACCAGAUUGUCACCAAGGUGCCGGGGGCGGAGAGCGUGUCCGACGAGGCAUGCAUGGUGGCCGGGCGCGACGUGGAUUGGGACGAAGCGGUGAGGGAGGCAGACGCGGAGUGCGAGGUGGAGUGGGUGGAGAGCGAGCACCCGUUGUUUGUGCUGUACACGAGCGGGAGCACGGGGAAGCCGAAGGGCGUAGUGCAUUCGACAGGGGGGUAUAUGGUUUACGCGGCGACGACGUUCAAGUAUACGUUUGACUAUCACGAGGGGGACGUGUUCUUUUCGACGUCGGACUGCGGGUGGAUCACGGGGCACUCGUACGUGACGUACGGGCCGUUGCUGAACGGGGCGACGCAGGUGCUGUACGAGGGCGUGCCCAACUACCCCACCCCGGCGAGACUGUGGGAGAUCUGCGAGCAUUACGGGGUGAACCAGCUGUACACGGCGCCGACGGUGAUUCGGGCGCUCAAGGGGGCGGCGCCGCCCCCGCAAGCGAGGGAUGGUAAGGCAGAGGCCCUGCGGGUGCUGGGGACGGUGGGCGAGCCGAUCAACCCGGAGGCGUGGAUGUGGUACUACGAGGUGGUGGGGGCGCGGCGGUGCGCGAUCGUGGACACGUGGUGGCAGACGGAGACGGGCGGGCACGCGAUGACGCCGCUGCCCAUCCCGGGGCUGCAGAUGAAGCCGGGGUGUGCGAUGAUGCCGUUCUUCGGGAUCCAGGCGGCGCUGCUGAACGGGGACGGGGCGGAGGUGGAGGGCGAGGGGGAGGGAUUGCUGGUGAUCAAGUCGGGGUGGCCGGCGGCGCUGCGCACGGUGUACGGGGACCACGGGCGGAUGGAGGAGGCGUACUUUGGGCGGUUCCCGGGGUACUACAUGACGGGGGACGGUGCGCGGCGGGACGCGGACGGGCACUACUGGCUGACGGGGCGCGUGGACGACAUCCUGAACGUGAGCGGGCACCGGAUCGGGACUGCGGAGGUGGAGUCGGCGCUGGUGCUGCACCACGCGGUGGCGGAGGCGGCAGUGGUGUCGGUGGGGCACGCGGUGAAGGGGGAGAGCCUGUACGCGUUCGUGUCGCUGAUGGGCGGGGUGGAGGCGUCGGGCGACCUGCGGGCCGAGAUCCGGGCGUGCGUGCGCAACGAGAUCGGGGCGUUUGCCGCGCCCGACGCCGUGCACUGGGCGCCCGCGCUGCCCAAGACGCGCUCCGGGAAGAUCAUGCGGCGCAUCCUCCGCAAGAUCGCGGCCGGCGGCGCGCGCACCAGGCGAGAGGACCUCGGCGACACCAGCACGCUCACAGACCCGUCCGUCGUCGACGCGCUGCUGGACACGUUUGGCAAGUAG